Bufo gargarizans (Asiatic toad) is the source of this 2363-nucleotide messenger RNA. It is a transcript of the gene WBP2NL, whose product is annotated as WBP2 N-terminal like. Gene Ontology annotation, cellular component: nucleus. Gene Ontology annotation, molecular function: chromatin DNA binding; transcription coactivator activity. The record is from RefSeq and is a predicted model, not a curated record. NCBI's taxonomy places the organism in Eukaryota, Metazoa, Chordata, Amphibia, Anura, Bufonidae. Bases 98 to 961 code for a protein of 287 amino acids. Gene Ontology annotation, biological process: positive regulation of DNA-templated transcription. The transcript is spliced from 8 exons.
UCACGUUACACAACAUGUGGUGACGUCACGGCCCCGCCCCUCCACUGACUUCCUCGUUCGGCUCGGUAGUUCCGACUAGAGAAGCGGCCCCGGGAACAUGGCGCUGAAUAAGAACCACUCGGAGAACGGCGGCGUGAUCGUCAACCAUGGCGAGAGCAUACUUAAAAUGUGUAAAGAUGUGGAGCUCUCCUUCAGUGACAUGGCCCACAAGACCGAAGCCUUUAAAGGCACGAAGAAGGGGAUACUGUACCUCACCCCGUACAGGAUGAUCUUUCUAAGUAAGGGGAAGGAUGCUAUGAUGUCCUUUAUGAUGCCGUUCUAUCUGGUAAAAGGAUGCUCCAUAGAACAACCUGUGUUCUCAGCAAACUACAUAAAAGGCACUGUAACCUCUGAACCUAAUGGUGGUUGGGAAGGACAGGCCUCAUUUAAGCUUACCUUUAACAGUGGCGGAGCCAUUGAAUUUGGGCAACAAAUGUUUAAGCUGGCAACCAAUGCUUCUAGACCACCACAACAGCCUAAUCCGGGUUAUGGAUACACAUCUGCUCCUGUACCAGGAGUUUAUGUUCCUGGAGGAUACCCACCUGCCCCAGGAGGAUAUGCUCCAGCCCCUCCUGCAGGACCCUAUCCCUAUGUUCCCCCAACUAUGAAUGGAUAUGCUCCAGCACCUCAGCCCAUGGGUUACCCGUAUGCUGCACCAACAGGCCCUGGUAUGUAUCCACCACCACCUGAGAUGAAUCCUAUGUAUAUGGCACCUCCACCACCUUAUCCAGGACCACCUUAUUCUGGAGCCCCAGCCCCUACUGUUCCCUCCACAUGGACAGAACCUGGCAUGCCAGGAGGUGACAAAGCUGCAGAAGCUGCAUCCAGUGCAUACUACAACCCUGCAAAUCCUCACAAUGUCUACAUGCCCAUGGAGCGGCCUCCUCCAUAUGCACCUACAGAUGACAAGAAAACAAAUUAGAAUGGCAUGUUCUUCUGGACUGCUUCUAUGUCUUUAUAUUUUGGCCCACUUUGUACUUUCAAGUCGGUUCCCUAAUUCUCAGUUCCCUGUGGCCAGCCUUGUAAGAAAACUGUGGCAGGUAUCAAUGAAUAAUUCCAAUAUUUGUAUCCUAGAGUAUUAACCUAUUUAUAACUGUAAGAGUUGUGACAUGGAUACUAAUAAGGUAUGUUUACUUCAGUGAUCUCAGUGAGGUGCCCCAAAAAGCUGUCAAAUGCAACAUCAAGGUUUGCCUUGAUCUUGCAUUUAGGUUGUAUAUCAUAAGGAUUUUACAUUUUUAUUUUUUAUUUUUUGUUAGAGAUGAACACAUAAGUUGUCCAGGAUUCGAAAGGCAUGGCUGCAUUCUUCCAGAACCAGCAUCCUUUGUGUCUUUUGGUGUCUGGUAGUGCACCUUGGCUCCAUUGGAGUGAGUGAGGUUAAGCUGCAAUCCUCACAUAAUCUGUGGAUGGGGAUGGCCCUAGUUUUUGGAAGCAGUGAUGUCUUUUGAAUCCUAGACCACCCCUUUAAAGCAAGAGAAGGCUUUUUGGGUGAUAAACUGCACAUAAAACUAUAAGUUAAGAUACGGAACACCGAAUCAUAUUCUUGUUAACACAGAACAUGUAAUAAAGAUAUAUUUGUACAUAUAUAGAAAAAUGUAUAGGUUAAGCAAUAUUUUAUUCAUUUUCCUCUUUAAUAAAAAAAAUACAUAUAUUUGUCUGCUUGUUAAUGUGAGACAUGGGAUGUUGCAUCUUACUGGGGCGUGUGAUUCAUCUAAACGUGUUAUGUUUGGCACAUUAUAGACUUUUACUGUAUAUAUCUAGGCUUACAUUCACAUAGGAUGUGUGUGUAUUCUGUGGGGCAGUGUUCUGUAUGAAAUAUUGCCUCAGUCUUAAGAUGGAUUUUAAGCAUUAGGCUGCGUUCACAGUUGUGUUGCGAAUCCUGCAGGCUAUUCCGUUAGACCGCUCCAGCAUAAAUCCCAGUUGUUGGCCAGACAAAAACCGCUGCACGCAGCAAUAUUUGUCCAGCCAAUAUCUGACAUUUAUGCUGGAAAAGUGUCCGGAACACUGCAGAAUCCCAUCAUAGUCCAUGGUGAUCCAGUGGUACACGGUCGUAUCCAGCAAUUCUAGACAUGGUGAGCUCCAGUAGCCUGAUCCUCAGCCAGAUCAGACUACCAGAAUUCAAAUGUAGCUGUGAAUGGGACCUUAUGCAUUUAAUGAAGUAUUUACAUGGUGUGGUAGUGUUAGUGCAAUGUAUAUUUUGGAUCCCCCGCUCGUCAACCGCAACCUAGUCUUGUCAUUUUUAUGUUUUUCUUUUUUUCUUUUUUUUUUCUUCACAUAGCCUUUACUUUUUAAUAAAAUGAAUGGCGUGUUUGCAUAUUAUUUUCUGA